AUGACGCCCUUCGUGUCCCUUGAGGACUUCAAGUACAGCAAGCAGGCCCCUGGACUCCUCAUGAGGUUCCACCCACAACUGCCGAGCCGAUUGGUGAUCAUCCCUAGGGAUGGUGGUGGCCCGGUCCGCGAAUGUGAUAUACAAGCUUGCCAUAUAUUCCACUUUGCACAUUGUGAUGAGAGGAGGGAAGGAGGAGAGGUCGUUAUUGAGGUAUCGGCUCUGUGCUUGCCAGAAGAGUUCACUAUGGAGUUCAAGGACAAGUUAUUCCUUUCUAAUUCCAACGAUGCCCCGGGUCAAAUGUACAACUUCUCGUUGAGGUUCUCUCCCGGUGAGAAUUCAAUAGCCGUCGAGACCAGCAGACUGGGCGGGAGGGCCUGUGGGGAGUUCCCGACUGUGCAUCCACUGAGUCAUGUAGCCCCAGCAUCGAAUCGGUAUAUCUACUUAAUGGGUAACACUAGCAAGAGGAUUCCAUUUACUUCUAUUAUCAAGAUGGAUAGGCAAAAGCCUGAAAGUCCGAUAGGCAUUUGGAUAAGCCCUUCGGGGUGUACAGUUGGCGAACCGGUCUUCUGUCCAAGAAUCGGAACGAAAGGUAUAGUGCCGCGUAGUCCAGCGGAAGAAGAUGAUGGAUAUCUUGUUGUACAGGUUUAUGACUCGGCAAAGCACUCCACUUACUUCGUCCUACUGGAUGCGAGGCAUGUCUCUGAAGGGCCCGUCUGUGAGUUACAUACCAAUACCUUCAUCACCAAUGGGUUCCAUGGAACAUGGUCUGAUGAGCUGAUAGGCUUGGGAGAGUCUACAA
Molecule: messenger RNA, 799 nt
Organism: Perkinsus marinus ATCC 50983
Lineage: Eukaryota; Perkinsozoa; Perkinsida; Perkinsidae
Product: cartenoid oxygenase, putative
Exons: 8
Biological process (GO): carotene catabolic process
Molecular function (GO): carotenoid dioxygenase activity
Source: RefSeq, a predicted model, not a curated record